AUCUCCUCAAAAAUCUUCUCUACUCAUCGGUCACUUUUCAAUCUCACAACCGGAAAGCAACAAUGAGUUCCACCGACAUUCCGGCGAAGGGCGGCAGAGGCAGGAAAGCGUCCACCAAGUCCGUCUCAAGGUCUCACAAGGCCGGUCUUCAAUUUCCCGUCGGCCGUGUCGCCAGGUAUCUCAAGAAGGGACGUUAUGCGCAACGCGUUGGCUCAGGCUCCCCGGUCUACCUUUCCGCUGUUCUCGAAUACCUAGCUGCUGAGGUUCUGGAGUUAGCCGGCAAUGCUGCGAGGGACAACAAGAAGAAUAGAAUCAUUCCAAGGCAUAUUCAGCUUGCGGUGAGGAACGAUGAAGAGUUGAGCAAGCUUUUGGGAUCUGUUACAAUUGCAAGCGGAGGAGUGAUGCCGAAGAUUCAUCAGUCUCUUUUACCGAAGAAGGCAGGGAAUGCGAAAGACAAGGCCGAAAUCGGAUCGGCGUCUCAAGAAUUCUAGCUUACAGAAGAAAUCGCCAUUCAUGAACAGAAAAUUAAGUAGUUAGGUUAUGUUAGAUUGUGUUAGAUUGUGUUAUUAGUUUCAAUGAAUCGGAUCAUACUUCUUUUGGUAUGGUAAAUUUGCGGAACGAAUUUCGCUUAGAUUAGUAUUUGUCAUCGUCAUCGUUCAAAUUUUCUAUUAUUCAGUGUAAAUGCCGAUGAAGUUCAAAACUAAUUUGAAUCGAAAGAAGUUUGAGUUUUCAA
This is a messenger RNA of Benincasa hispida (wax gourd), 733 nucleotides long. RefSeq names its product histone H2AX-like. Lineage: Eukaryota; Viridiplantae; Streptophyta; Magnoliopsida; Cucurbitales; Cucurbitaceae. Gene Ontology annotation, molecular function: structural constituent of chromatin; DNA binding; protein heterodimerization activity. The record is from RefSeq and is a predicted model, not a curated record. Gene Ontology annotation, cellular component: nucleosome.